Messenger RNA from Lathyrus oleraceus (garden pea), 1759 nucleotides. RefSeq names its product F-box/kelch-repeat protein At3g23880. Gene Ontology annotation, molecular function: protein binding. The transcript is spliced from 2 exons. The record is from RefSeq and is a predicted model, not a curated record. The coding region runs from base 17 to 1465 and encodes 482 amino acids. Lineage: Eukaryota; Viridiplantae; Streptophyta; Magnoliopsida; Fabales; Fabaceae.
UUAUAGAUACAGAGUCAUGUCUUCAUCCCCGCCGCCGUUUUUACCAGACGAUCUGAUCACCGAGGUCUUAUCCUCUGUUGACGUCAAAUCAAUUAUGCGAUUUAGAUGUGUUUGUAAGUUCUGGAACACUCUCAUUCUCGACCCCACCUUUGUGAAUUUGCAUCUCAAGAAAUCAGCAAAACAAAAUCCUCAUUUGUUACUCAUCACCGAUCGUAGUACAACUAUCACACGUGAGUCACUCCAUGGUAGUUAUUAUGAAAAUGAGGUCGAGCAUGGUGUCAUUCCUUACUCGGUAAGCAGUUUACUCGAGAAUCCGUCUUUCACCCUUUCUGUCGACUCUUACUACCUACUGCGAGACAAAGAAUGCUCCCAUAUAGUUGGUUCCUGCAAUGGAUUGAUCUGUUUAAGAGGUCAAUCCAACAGCCUUGAGCAUUAUGACUACUGGUUCCAAUUAUGGAACCCAGCCACCAGAACAAAAUCUCCAAAUUUUGGGUUCUUACGCUUAUUUCGAAAUCGUCCUGACUGCCCUUCCUCUGUUGAGAAUGGUUAUUACAAAUUCGUCUUUGGUUGCGAUAAUUCUACAGGAACUUAUAAGAUAAUGGCCUCACGUUACAAUAGACGUGAAAUGAGAAGCCAUGCCAGAAUUCUAAAUUUGGGUGAUGAUGUUUGGAGAGAUAUUGAAAGUUUCCCUGUUUAUCCUAUGUAUUUGGACUCAGCUUAUAAAACUUAUGGUGAUUUUGGUAUAUAUUUCAAAAACACUGUUAAUUGGUUGGCUGUUCAAAAUCAUUUUUUGUAUGCUUUUGACGAGACUAAGGAUAUCAGUGUUGAACAUUUAGUGAUUGUUUCACUUGAUUUGAGGUCUGAGACAUAUGAUCAAUACUUAUUGCCUCGUGAAUUCGAUGUAUUUCCACAUGCAGCUCCAAUUAUUGGUGUGUUGGGAGAUUGUCUUUGUUUUUCUUAUUGUCAUAAGGAAAUCCAUUUUAUUAUAUGGAAGAUGGAGAAAUUUGGGGUUCAAGAUUCAUGGACUCAAUUUCUUAAAAUUGGUUAUCACAAUCUUCAAAUUGAUUAUGACUAUAGUGACGAAGAUAUAAAGUAUUAUUUUCAAUUGAUGCCGAUGUUUAUUUCUAAGGAUGGUGAUACACUUGUAAUUAAAAGUAGUCAUGAACACCAAGAAAUUAUCUAUAAUUGGAGUAAUGAUAGAGUAGAGCGAACAAAAAUGACUAGAAGAAAAGCUGUUACUGAUGAUCAAACUGUUGAAAUUGUUGAUUCUGUCUCAUGCUCGCCCCGUGGUUAUUUUGAAAGCUUAGUUUCAGUGUUUUGGAAUAAUAAGACGGACCGCCAAGACCUAAUACAAUGUGGAAAUCAAGAGCUCGAAGAAGAGCAGCUAAGGCAGUCUAGGGAGGAUGAAUUCAGAGGAACAAGUUUUGUAUUUCGGGACAUGAUUUUUUCAUGUACUGUGUUAUAAACCUCUUUUAUUUUUAACUAUGUUGAUUUGGAUAGGGAAAUACCUCAUUGGAUACAUUCAUUUGUUAGCUUUUUAUAUUCAAAAACUUCAUUUAAGGGCUGAAGCUGUUAAGUGCAUUCGGUUGUUUAUGUUUGAAUUGGUCGGGGGAGACUACGUAAUGUUGGCUUUUCUAUUUCUUAUAACCAACUUUGAAGGCAGUUAUUAUGUUGGUAGUAAGGACUCUAUAGUUUAGAAUGUUCGAUUUCUUGUUAAUUGUUUAGUGGAAUCAGGUAUAUAUGGUAUAAGGAUUCUCUC